AUGUCGGGUGUUUGUCAUGCCUCCCUGACAUCAGAAGAGCUCUCUCUGUGCCAUGUCAACUGUUCUGCAGCACUAUUCCUCCUGUAGCGCUACAGGGAGUGCUUUGAGGACAUCGGCACAGCCCUGAAGCAUGCCUACCCCAGUCAUCUGCAACACAAACUACAGGACAGACGCAUAAAGUGCCUCAACCACCUCCAAAACCAGGGAGAGGGGCUAAACACCCUAAGACAGGGAUAAGAGGACCAGGCAGAGGGUGUGUGUAGCAGGCCCAGGGGCACAAAGUCCCCAAACUCCCAUCAGCAACAGAAUGGGAGUGCUCCUGUGUCAUGUCUCUCCCCUGGUGUGUCUGUCUGAUUCAGCCCUGGGAAAGGUGGCCACCGAAGGAACUACGCCCGGGAGAUGAUAUUGGAGGACAGGGCUUACAGCUGUGUGCUCAUAUCAUGGACGGAGGGAGGGAAAGGGAGGAAGGGACAGAGCUGGAUAAAGAGAAGAGGAGUGACUGAGAGAAGAGUGUUUGGGACCCAUUGUCAUCGGUGUUUGGGGGAGAUUGUGAGCACCGUGCCGUGUGAGGGGUGCAGUUACGCCCGGUACUGCUCGAGGGGGGUGUGGGAGGGGCAUCAUCGCUGGGAGGGUCCAAUCGGAGCCGAGCUCAGGGCUCCGGGGGUGAUGUCACAGCUGGCACUGAGGGUGGUGUUGAAGGCAGGGCUUAAGGAGAUAUUGAAUGAGGACAGUGAUUCUAAACAAAUCAGAGAGAAGAUUGGCUUAGAACAGGCAUUCUUGGGACUAAUCACAUAACAUUUCAGCCCAAAGGAGAAGGAUUCUGGGUCCAGUGAUACCACGAGAGCCUUGGACAACGUUGUCGACCCCUCUGCGUGUUACCAUGGCGACUCCUACAUGAGCGUCUACCACCUGCUGCUUCACCUGAUUAGCCACGCCCCCAGCCUGCACUACCGGUGCUCCAUCACCACAGCAACGCUCUAUCUGUGCCUCUGCCAGGCCAGACCUCCACCUGCGUCCUGGGAGAGUGCCUGUGUGAGCAAAAAGUACAACAACCAAUCGCAGGGCCAGGAGGAGGAUGAGAAAGAGAGAUGGUGCUGGGUGGUGGAGCUAAGCCUGCUGGGAAGUGUAGUUCUGAGACACAUGCUGAAGCUGCGGUGUGAUGUCCAGGCAGUAAGCCUGCUUAGAGAUACAGGUGACUUUAAUGUGGUGCAGUCCAGCCAGGACGUGUGCAUUGCCACGGCCAUAUUUCCCAAGCUGAGUGUUCUGAACCAGUCCUGCAGCCUCAACACCAGCCUCACUUUCAGAUACUCACACACACACACUACUCACUUGGACUCACCUCAACCAGACCUAUGCUCUUCUGAUGAACUGGUUUCUACUGUCAAUCAAUCACAUCAGCCAAUCAGAGAGAGUCCUGGUUCCUGUUCUACUUCUCGCUCCGUGUCAGAUGGAGUAUCUGUCUCUAUCAGAACAUUCAGAGACAUAUCUCGUGGACAGGUGAUCCUCUACUGCUAUGGUGAGGAAGAGGUUCUGUCCGUCUGUCUGUCAGUCUGUCCAUAUGUACACUACCGUUCAAAGAGAGAUUGA
This is a messenger RNA of Salvelinus fontinalis (brook trout), 1587 nucleotides long. It is a transcript of the gene smyd4, whose product is annotated as SET and MYND domain containing 4. NCBI's taxonomy places the organism in Eukaryota, Metazoa, Chordata, Actinopteri, Salmoniformes, Salmonidae. The record is from RefSeq and is a predicted model, not a curated record.